GAUUGGGCUUUUGUUGAAUGUGCCAUCUGUAUGACUGACGGUAUGGAAUAUUUGAAAUCAAAGCCCCAACUUCGCUUUCUCAACCUCCUUUCAAACCCCGAGCUCCAUUCAAACCCCAUAAUAAAAUAUUAAUAUUCAGCAAUUAGUGCCAUUUUUUGCUAAACUGCAAUUAGUGCCAUACCUUUUGCUUUCCUAAUCACCCACUUUAUUUAUAUAUAUAUAUAUAUAUAUAUAUAUGUAGAAUAGAGAGAUUUCAUUUCAUUUCCUAAUCACACGGGCACAGCACUCUGUCCGUAUAAAAACCUAAGAGCAACUAUUGCUUUGCCAUCUCCAACUUCGCGCACAGAUUCAGUUCAGUUUGUUAUAUAAUCAUGGCAAGAAAGAUGCUUAUUGAUGGGGAGGUGAGCCAACCUAAUGAGGAAGAAGCUCACUAUGACUUUGACUUGUUUGUCAUUGGAGCCGGAAGUGGUGGUGUUCGUGCUUCUAGAUUUUCAGCUACUUAUGGAGCCAAGGUUGGGAUUUGUGAGCUUCCAUUUCAUCCAAUCAGCUCAGAAGUUGUUGGAGGAGUUGGUGGAACGUGUGUCCUUCGUGGUUGUGUUCCCAAAAAGAUUUUGGUGUAUGGAGCAUCUUUUAGAGGUGAAAUUGAGGACGCCAGGAAUUAUGGGUGGGAAGUGAGUGAGAAAAUUGACUUCAACUGGAAGAAGCUUUUGCAUAAGAAGACAGAAGAAAUAGUCAGAUUAAAUGGAAUUUACAAGCGGUUAUUGAAUAAUGCUGGGGUUAAAUUGUAUGAAGGAGAGGGAAAGAUUGUUGGUCCUAAUGAAGUUGAGGUGACACAACUAGAUGGCACUAAAUUGAGCUAUACAGCUAAGCACAUACUGAUUUCAACUGGCAGUAGAGCUACACGUCCUGCUAUUCCUGGCCAGGAGUUGUCUAUAACCUCUGAUGAGGCAUUGAGUUUGGAGGAGUUACCUAAGCGUGCUGUGAUACUUGGGGGAGGGUACAUUGCUGUUGAAUUUGCUUCAAUAUGGAAUGGGAUGGGUGUGACCGUGGAUCUAUUUUUCAGAAAGGAACUUCCUUUAAGAGGCUUUGAUGAUGAAAUGAGGGCAGUGGUUGCAAGAAAUCUUGAAAGCAGGGGAAUUAAUUUGCACCCAAGGGCAAAUUUGUCGGAGUUGAUUAAAACAGAGGAUGGCAUAAAAGUUAUCACAGAUCAUGGUGAAGAGUUGAUUGCAGAUGUUGUACUGUUUGCCACUGGUCGAUCUCCUAAUACAAAGCGGUUGAAUUUGGAAGCUGUAGGUGUGGAACUUGAUCAGACAGGAGCUGUGAAGGUAGAUGAGUACUCACGUACCAAUAUACCUAGCAUAUGGGCUGUGGGUGAUGUUACAAAUCGAAUGAAUCUUACCCCUGUGGCCUUAAUGGAGGGAACAUGCUUUGCUAAAACUGUUUUUGGUGGGCAACCUUGCAAACCGGACCACAAAGAUGUUGCCUGCGCUGUGUUCAGCAUACCACCUCUUUCUGCAGUGGGCCUCAGUGAAGAGCAGGCAAUCGAGGAAGCACAUGGUGAUGUCUUGGUUUUCACAUCAACCUUCAAUCCAAUGAAGAACACUAUCUCUGGGCGACAAGAAAAGACAAUUAUGAAGCUUGUUGUUGAUGCUGAUACAGAUAAAGUUCUUGGAGCAUCCAUGUGUGGGCCAGAUGCACCUGAAAUUAUACAGGGCAUUGCUGUUGCCGUGAAGUGUGGAGCAACCAAGGCACAAUUUGACAGCACGGUGGGAAUUCAUCCUUCUGCAGCAGAAGAAUUUGUGACAAUGCGGUCAGUGACGAGGCGUGUUUCUGCUGGUAGCAAGCCAAAGACUAAUCUGUAAAGAUACUAAGAUUAGAAGAAAGGAAAAAGAAUGCUAAUAUGCAAUUGAAAGAGGAAUUCUCAUGGUCAUAGGUCAUAGUUUGGUAUUUCGCUAAAAGCAAAUUUGCGUACAGAAUUCAGAAAGCUAAGUUAAGUUGGUUUUUGUCUCAAUAAAUGUCUCAUCACAUCACAUGUCAUGAUGUAGCAGUGACUUUUUGGUUACAGAAUAUGGCAGUGUUAGUAUAGAUGAUGAAUGCACAAAACAAUGUCAUAUGUUAUAUCAAUUGAUUUGGAUCCACAAA
This is a messenger RNA of Quercus robur (English oak), 2142 nucleotides long. Its product is annotated as glutathione reductase, chloroplastic. Gene Ontology annotation, biological process: cell redox homeostasis; cellular response to oxidative stress; glutathione metabolic process. Gene Ontology annotation, cellular component: cytosol; mitochondrion. The transcript is spliced from 17 exons. Lineage: Eukaryota; Viridiplantae; Streptophyta; Magnoliopsida; Fagales; Fagaceae. Gene Ontology annotation, molecular function: NADP binding; flavin adenine dinucleotide binding; glutathione-disulfide reductase (NADPH) activity. The record is from RefSeq and is a predicted model, not a curated record. Bases 372 to 1862 code for a protein of 496 amino acids.